AUGGACCACCUUCCUAUCGUUCGGCCUCGCACACCGACUGGUCCACUGGGUUAUUUGAACUUUCCGCCUGAGAUAAUGAACAAAAUUUACCGAGAGGUAUUCGUGGACAACAGCCAGGUCCUCGCUUUUCUGUGUUCCUCGGAUUCCGCGUGCCAGUCUUUCCACUUGGGACAGGCGGUAGCCGCGCACCAAUCUCCCCGUCACGACCAACUUGAUUGGACACAGCUCUACGAUGAUCGCUACUAUAUCACCAGCAGUGGCUUAUCAGCUCAGUUUCUCCGUGUUUGCCGAAGGAUAUGGUCAGAAGGUUCGCCUGUGCUGUACGGCAACAUCACGAUCGCCAUGCGUUGCACUCCUGUCCAACUUGAUCCCUGCCUCCCUCGGUUCUUCAGACGCAAUACCACAUAUGUGCUUGCCUGGGCCCAUUUUGUGUAUCCA
Messenger RNA from Cladophialophora yegresii CBS 114405, 438 nucleotides. RefSeq lists its product as uncharacterized. The record is from RefSeq and is a predicted model, not a curated record. The transcript has a single exon. Lineage: Eukaryota; Fungi; Ascomycota; Eurotiomycetes; Chaetothyriales; Herpotrichiellaceae. The annotation marks the transcript as partial.